CCCUCCCUCUCUCCCUCCCUCCCUCUCUCCCCGCUCCUUGGACCAGACGAGUGAGCGCAGCGCUCUGCCCGGUGCCUGCCUGCUGGGCCCCUCACCGGUCCUAGUGCCCCAUUGUGCAUCCACCUGCGGGGAAGAGCACUGCCGGAGGGAGAGAGGCCCGGGACAGGAGCCGAGAGGACGGGGAAUGAGGAGGCAGUGACCGGCAGAGCCAGCAGGCUCCCAGGGUACAUGAUCAACAGAGUCACUGUUCCGGGAGCUCCAGGGCCACGCUCCCCGCCCCUCUGCUCCUCAUGCUUCCGCUGUUCUCUGUCAUAGCUGGACAGCUCCUGAUAGACCAUGAACCAAUUGGGAUCCCUGAGCAGUGGCCCCAGAUCGCCCAACGGCAGCAUGGGGCGCUCAGAUGGGAUGGCCAGGAUGAGCGCCAAGGACCUGUAUGAGCAAAGGAAGAAAUAUUCAAACUCCAAUGUCAUCAUGCAUGAGACAUCCCAGUAUCACGUGCAGCAUUUGGCCACAUUCAUGAUGGACAAGAGUGAGGCCAUCAUCACAGUGGAAGACGCCAUCCGCAAGCUGGUCCAGUUGAGCUCCAAGGACAAGAUUUGGACCCAAGAGAUGCUGCUGCAAGUUAACGACUCCUCCCUGAAGCUGCUGGAUUGUGAGUCCCAGGAGGAGCUGGAACAUUUUCCGCUGGGUACGGUGCAGCACUGUCAGACUGUGCUGAACCAGCUUCGCUACCCCUCAGUGCUGCUGCUGGUGUGUCAGGAUUCCGAGCAGCACAAGCCCGACGUGCAUUUCUUUUACUGCGACGAGGUGGAGGCAGAGCUAGUGCAUGAAGACAUCGAGAGCGCCCUGGCAGACAGCAAGUUGGGGAAGAAGAUGCGGCCACAGACACUCAAGGGCCACCAGGAAAAGAUCCGGCAGCGCCAGUCCAUCCUUCCGCCACCGCAGGGCCCUGCCCCCAUCCCCUUCCACCAAGAUGGCGGGGCCCCCCCUCACAGCUCCAAGAAUCGUGUGGCCCCUCCGGUGGCCCCCAAUGUGCCAGAUUAUGGACGAAGAGACUCUAGCUCUCCAGAUGAGGAGCCCAGGGCUGUCCUGGCCCAGAAGAUUGAGAAGGAGACACAAACCCUCAACUGCGCCCUGGAUGACAUCGAACUGUUUGUGGCCCGCCUGCAGAAGGCGGCAGAAGCCUUUCGGCAGCUCAACCAGAGGAAAAAGGGCAAGAAAAAUAGAAAGAAGGGACCGGCAGAGGGGGUCCUGACCCUCAGGGCCAGGCCCCCCUCCGAGGCCGACUUUAUCGACUGCUUCCAGAAAAUGAAACUGGCCCUCAACCUCCUGGCCAAGCUGAGAAAGCACAUUCAGAACCCGAGUGCCGCAGAGCUGGUCCACUUUCUUCUCGGGCCGCUGGAGCUGAUCAUAAACAGCUGUGGCGGUCCUGACAUUGCCCGCUCUGUGUCCAGCCCACUGCUGUCACGAGACACUGUGGAUUUCCUGAAGGGCCACCUGAUUCCCAAGGAGAUGGCACUCUGGGAGUCGCUGGGAGAGAUGUGGACCCGCUCUCGAGCUGAGUGGCCUCGAGAUGCGCAUGUACCCCCCUACAUCCCAAAGUUCCAGAACGGGUGGGAGCCCCCGCUGGACGUGCUGCAGGGGGCCCCCUGGGAAGUGGAAGGUGGGCUGCUGCCCGACACUGAGCUGAGCCCGGCCAAUGGGUUCUCCUACCGUCAUUCCCUGAAGCAGAGCCCAGGCCCCGAGCCUGCACCCCCCGGAGACAGCUUCCCACCAGGGGGCUCCCCCAACACUGACAGGAGACUUGAGCCAAUGGCCAUGGCCAAAUUCGCCAAAAUCCGUUAUGACUUCACGGCGCGUAAUGCCAACGAGCUCUCUGUGCUGAAGGACGAGGUUCUGGAGUCACCCCCCAGAAUCCUCCGGGCUCCCCUGUGGCCCAAAUCCAGGUCAUCUGCUCUGGGGAUGGUGCUGGAAGACAGCAAGCAGUGGUGGAAAUUGAGGAACCGCAGCGGCCAGGCUGGCUACGUGCCCUUCAACAUGCUGGACGUCAUCCGGCUGGAGGACGUGUACCCUCUAAAUGAGCAGGACAAUCAGAAAUACCGAGGAGACCUGAGUCUCCGGGGCCCAGGCCCCACCAGCCCCUUCCACAAGCUGCCUCCCAGCUAUACAGGGGACAGGGACGCCAAAGAGCAACUCAUCCACCAUAUGGAUGAGCUCAACCAUGAGCUCAUCAAAAAGAUUACCAACCCCAAAGGGCAGCCUCCACCGAGGAACUUCCGGGUGGAGAAGAGCAAGGCUGCUGUGGCCCCACUGACCUACGGCUCCAGCGCCCAGGAGGUCAGAAUGUGGCUGGAAGCCAAGUCCUUCAGCCCAGGGAUCGUGGAGCACCUGGGCAUCCUGACAGGUGCCCAGCUCUUCUCCCUUAACAAGGACGAGCUGAAGAAAGUGUGCGGGGACGAGGGCACCCGCGUCUACAGCCAGCUGACCGUGCAGAAGGGCUUCUUGGAGAAAAACCAGGGGGGGUCCGAGUUGGAGGAGCUUCUGCUAAGGUUCCAGAAGAAGACCAUGGAAGAGGGCCAGAGCUAGGCCUUUGUCAGGGCUGGGGAGGAAAGGGGCUCCCUGGCCCAGCACCACUGUCCUGGGGGCUCUCCUCAGUAUUGUGUGAAGUGUUAUUUUAUAUCCCUACUCUUUUAUGGGGAGGGUGCCCCCAUGUGGACACAGGACAGCAUGGCGGCAGCAGGCCUGGCCUGCCUGGCCCGCCUGCCCCAACUUGACCCCCCUGCCCCACUGCACCCAGGGCAGAUCUUCCCCUCCCUUUGGGGCCCCCAGGGCCAGGACACCCUCACUCUCACGCCCUGGACAUCUCCAGCUACUUCUGCGCUGCCCACCUGGAAGGGCUGACCUGGCCCCCAGAUGGCCCCCAGAGCCAGCGACACCCUUCCUCCCCACUCCUCUCUCUGACAGGCCUCCUGGCUCUCCUCAAGUACAUAGCCACUCACUCAUGGUGCAUCAUAGAGGAGACAUCUGAGACAGUCAGAGGCAUCUCAGAGCCUACCUGCCCUGCCCACCCCCACCCCCCAGCUCAGGUCUGGUGGGCAGCUGCUUCCGCAUCAAGGAAGAGGCUGUCCUUGUCACACUAGUCUGGCCCCUGGGAUCUCAAUGGAAUGUGUCAGUAAUAGUCACCAACUCUAUCCCAGCCCAGACCUGAAUGUUCAGUGUCCCUCUACUUGGGGGCCAGCCAGGAGUUCUGUACCAGCUCCUCAGCUCAGCCAAUCUCUGGCCUGACUGUCAUGCCCUGAAGAGA
Molecule: messenger RNA, 3304 nt
Organism: Phascolarctos cinereus (koala)
Lineage: Eukaryota; Metazoa; Chordata; Mammalia; Diprotodontia; Phascolarctidae
Gene: EPS8L2
Product: EPS8 signaling adaptor L2
Biological process (GO): positive regulation of ruffle assembly; regulation of Rho protein signal transduction; Rho protein signal transduction
Cellular component (GO): vesicle; ruffle membrane; plasma membrane
Molecular function (GO): actin binding
Source: RefSeq, a predicted model, not a curated record